Molecule: messenger RNA, 1263 nt
Organism: Coniophora puteana RWD-64-598 SS2
Lineage: Eukaryota; Fungi; Basidiomycota; Agaricomycetes; Boletales; Coniophoraceae
Exons: 5
Coding region: 43-1263 (406 amino acids)
Cellular component (GO): cytosol; nucleus
Source: RefSeq, a predicted model, not a curated record
ACGCUUCAGUGCAUUUCCAGCUCAAGACUAUACCAAAGGCUCAUGGCAGCGAAUCAGAGAUUACCCCCACCACCACCAUCGUCCCUCCGCAUCGCUCUGCUCUCGUGCGGCGAGCCCAGCACUAGCAGUGCCUUUAUCGCUCAACAUGGCGACUUGUGUCAACGGCUCGAGACAUUUCUUCAACGCACCGCGCCGGUCGGGCUGGGCGCGGUCCCUUUCGUUUCACAGGUAUAUGAUGUCACUCAGAUGGUCUACCCAACCUCUCCGGGUAUUUCGGGUACAGACAAUGUACAGGUGGAGGGUGGGAUAGAAGUUUUCGACGCGAUUGUGGUCGCCGGUUCUACCAGCAGACCCUAUGACGACGAGGAGUGGAUACUCGAGGUGGUUGAAUACCUGCAGCGCGUGAUGGCGGAGUGUCCAGACUUGAAACUCAUAGGGAUAGGCAUCGGCCACUAUAUUGUCGGUGCAACCUUCGGUACAUUGCCAGAUCCAGGGUCAAGUCUAAUCACGAGCUGUGAAAACGGAUCUUCAAGCGAGAAAAGGACGGAUUGGGAACCUCGAAAGAGAAUACAUCAGCUCAUUAGCUCCGCGGUGUUCUCCGUCAGACUAGCUGCGCGUCUUCGUUUACUUGGAGAGCGUAAGCGGUCACAGGCGCCCGUUCUAGGUGUCUGGGGACGCUCAGAGAGCGCAGUCAAUCGAGGAAUGAUUAGCCUUCGCGCGGCCGACAUCCUCUCUUCAUCAACUUCUUCAAGUCUCCCUGGCGGGGCGUCUACACUGACGCUCAGCAGCAGUGGAGAUGACCUCAAUAAAGUAAAUGCAGCUGAACGCGGAGACAGUUCCCCCGAAGCGUCCGCCAGCCCCUUGAACAGCGGUAACGCCAACGACAUCGCCAUUAGCAACGCUUACGCCGGCAUCUUCACCUGCCAGGGACAUCCCGAGCUUGCCACAGAAACGGCACGUGCACUCGUCGACGCUCUCGAAGGUAACGAUGUCAUUUCUGCGAAAGCCGCCGAGGACCAUCGGCUUCGGGAAAGCCUUAACGAAGACGGCGAGAGGUGGGAAGAUGGCGAUGGCGACGAGGUUGGGCAGGUGAUAUGGCGGGUGCUCUUGGGGAAGGACGUUGUGGUGAAGGGAGAAGGGCGGGAGCGUGGAACCCGAAGCUGGGGAGACACGUACUGCCGGAGGGCGCGUGCGAUAGUGGCCUUCGUGACGAUGAUGACGGGGGUCGUGUGGUAUGUCCAGAUUAACAGGACGGGUUUUUGA